This is a messenger RNA of Effrenium voratum, 627 nucleotides long. The record is from the annotation of a GenBank genome assembly. Lineage: Eukaryota; Dinophyceae; Suessiales; Symbiodiniaceae.
AUGGUAGAGUGGCGCUUGCGGCGCGGGAGCUUCCAAGGCUCUUUGAAGAGCCCCGAGCAGCUUGCGGCGGCCGCCCGUGCCGGCGACGCGGAGCAACUGCGGGCGCUGCUGGGCCGCGGCUUCGGCGCGGCGGUUUCGGCGGUGUGCAAGGACGGGCAGACGGCGCUCAGCGCGGCGUGCGCCGCGGGGAAGGCGGAGUGCGCGGCGCUGCUCCUGGCCUCCCGUGCCGCGGUGAACUCCAGUUGCCGCGCCGCGUGCGGCGACGGCAAGACCACGCCGCUGCAUCUGGCAGCGGAGCUGGGCCACGGCAAGACGAUAUGCAUGUCGCUCCUGGCAGCACGAGCUGAUCCCCACUGCCCCAGCAGCGACGGGCGAACGCCCGCGGCCUACGCCUCGAACAACGAGGCGCUUUGGCCCAUCUUCGACGCUGCGGGCUGCGAGCGCAUACCGCAGGUCCGCGCCAGUGAGAGCCCGCCGGAGGACGCGGAGUGUUCCACGCGGCCCAGCUCCAGCACCAGCCGGCGUGGGCCGGGAUCCGUGCGCCCCAUUGACAUCUUGGCUGCGGAGUCGACGUCCUCCAUCCCCUCGGCCGCCAGCUCAUCGCGCCUGAAAUCCCUGGGCCUCUGA